Cantharellus anzutake is the source of this 432-nucleotide messenger RNA. RefSeq lists its product as uncharacterized. NCBI's taxonomy places the organism in Eukaryota, Fungi, Basidiomycota, Agaricomycetes, Cantharellales, Hydnaceae. The transcript has a single exon. Bases 1 to 432 code for a protein of 143 amino acids. The record is from RefSeq and is a predicted model, not a curated record.
AUGACGACAACCAGCCAAGGGCGUAUGCCGUUCAAUAUGGUGGAGGUGACCUUCAAAUGCGAAGUGUUAAAAAAAAUAUGCCUGCGUAGGCCAUUCGAGUUAAGUGAAGAAGAGUACUUUGGCCUCCUUCAUUUUUGUCUCAUUCUCUGUCGCCUUCACCGCUUCAAACGUGCAUUCCGCCAGCGGAUCUACCCUGCCGAAGACUCUAUUUACCCUCGUGUUGUCCGUUUCAUUGCCAAUUCUGGGAGGCAGCUUUUCGAGGGCAUCGAAUUCCGAUCAACCAAGAUGUUGAAGAGAUCAGGAAACCCGCCUCAAGAAGAGUUUGAGUCCAUUCACUGGCAGCCAAAAACUGGUCUUUUUGCACUCAAAGUUGCAGAGAGCCCUCCUGCUCCCCCAAACAAGCCGACUCCAGAAGAGUUAAGCGGCAAGUAG